ACGACCAGAGUAUGUGUGGCUGUAUGCACAGUAGCCGGGACCAGACACUCCACUUGGAAGGGGACCCCAGUCUUUCUGCAGCCCCACCAUCUACUUUAGCACCUAGGAAAAUGCGCAAAAGCAUUUCAAUAUCGAAACAACUGGCUUCAAUAAAAGCUCUCAAGAAGGGCUCAGAUCUGGAAAAAGCCAUUGCCAGUAUCGCUCUGAUUUUCAGAAAUUCUUCUGACCCUGAUGGUAAACUUGGAAAAGCUAUUGCCAAAGAUCUGCUGCAGACCCAAUUUAGGAAUUUCACAGAGGGACAAGAAACGAAACCCAAAUACAAAGACCUCCUUUCUGAACUCGACGAGCACACUGAAAAUAAGCUUGAUUUUGAGGAUUUCAUGAUUUUGCUCUUAAGCAUCACUGUAAUUUCAGAUUUGCUACAAAAUAUAUGGAGUGUAAAAAUCAUGAAUUAAAUAGCUUUAAAGAAUGCUGUUAGACAAAAUAAUGGCAGUAGACAGUGUUAAACGUUUAAAGAUUUUUCCAUUUUAUUUUUAAUUAAUUGAGCAUACUGAUCAUGAAUCUGGAACUGCCUGGGAUGGUUCUGAUUGCUAAUAUCUAGAUCCACUGUAACUCCGAAAGUAUACGCAUACGCUUCAGGAUGUUUGAAUAGUAUAGUGUCUGGGUGCUUUACAAUAGGAUAGAUUUGAUAUCAAUGGAUAUCAAAUUGCAUAUACAGUAUAAUUAUAACUAUGAUAAGGAAAUCAGGAAAGUAAAAGAGUUUAUCGCCUGAUGUGGGCUCAAAGGUCAGAGAAACUUUAUCGACAUUCUGCAAAAGGCAAAACUACCCAGAGGGGAGAGAGAUCAGUGGUUACCAGAACUGUGGCUGGGCUGGGAAGUGUAGUUGUUCACAAAUGGGCAUGAAGGAACUUUUUUAGGGGGGAUGGCAAUGUUUUAUAUCUUGAUUGUGGUGGUGGUCACAUGACUGCACAUGUGUCAAACUCUUAGAACUGUACACUACAUAAAAAGGAUGAAUUUUGCUGUAUGUGAAUUAUACCUAAAUAAACAUGAUUUAAAACCAAAA
Zalophus californianus (California sea lion) is the source of this 1063-nucleotide messenger RNA. It is a transcript of the gene SNTN, whose product is annotated as sentan, cilia apical structure protein. Bases 12 to 455 code for a protein of 147 amino acids. The record is from RefSeq and is a predicted model, not a curated record. Gene Ontology annotation, molecular function: transition metal ion binding. NCBI's taxonomy places the organism in Eukaryota, Metazoa, Chordata, Mammalia, Carnivora, Otariidae. The transcript has 4 exons.